Ailuropoda melanoleuca (giant panda) is the source of this 3517-nucleotide messenger RNA. RefSeq names its product adaptor related protein complex 3 subunit mu 1 (gene AP3M1). Gene Ontology annotation, biological process: vesicle-mediated transport; intracellular protein transport. Lineage: Eukaryota; Metazoa; Chordata; Mammalia; Carnivora; Ursidae. The coding region runs from base 268 to 1524 and encodes 418 amino acids. The record is from RefSeq and is a predicted model, not a curated record. The transcript is spliced from 9 exons. Gene Ontology annotation, cellular component: clathrin adaptor complex.
GGCGGGGAGUCUGCGGACAGGGAACAGCUCGAAAACUGGGGAGCAGGCUGAAUAGCUGGGACUCCGGACUCCAGCCUGGGCUGCGGGAGAGCCUCUGAUGUUGACCGCGCCUCUCUCUCGGCCUUCCGGGUUUUCUUGCCGGCGGGGCCGGAAGGGAGAGGUGCACCUGCAGCCCGGCCUUCUCGGGUCCCAGGCCCAAGAGGUUCAGACUCAUUGGGGUCCCUUUCUGUGCUUCGGCGCGGGAAAAAGAUCUUGUCACCCACGAAAAUGAUCCACAGUCUAUUUCUCAUAAACUGUUCCGGUGACAUAUUUCUUGAGAAGCACUGGAAGAGCGUUGUGAGCCAGUCUGUCUGUGAUUAUUUCUUUGAAGCUCAAGAGAAAGCUGCUGAUGUUGAAAAUGUACCACCUGUCAUUUCAACACCUCAUCACUACCUCAUCAGUAUCUACCGGGAUAAGCUCUUCUUUGUGUCUGUCAUACAGACUGAAGUGCCACCUCUCUUUGUAAUUGAGUUCCUACAUCGAGUUGCUGACACUUUCCAGGACUACUUUGGUGAGUGUUCAGAAGCUGCAAUUAAGGAUAAUGUGGUCAUUGUAUAUGAGCUCUUGGAAGAAAUGUUAGACAACGGAUUUCCACUGGCUACUGAAUCUAAUAUUUUGAAAGAACUGAUUAAACCACCAACAAUUCUCCGUUCUGUCGUCAACUCUAUUACAGGCAGUAGUAAUGUUGGGGACACACUCCCCACUGGACAGCUGUCCAACAUCCCAUGGCGCCGGGCAGGGGUAAAGUACACAAACAAUGAAGCCUAUUUUGAUGUCGUGGAAGAAAUAGAUGCAAUUAUAGAUAAAUCAGGAUCUACAGUCUUUGCAGAAAUUCAGGGGGUCAUUGAUGCUUGCAUUAAGUUAUCUGGAAUGCCUGACCUUUCUCUUUCUUUCAUGAACCCACGUCUUCUAGAUGAUGUCAGCUUCCACCCCUGCAUCCGGUUCAAGCGCUGGGAAUCUGAAAGAGUUUUGUCAUUUAUUCCUCCAGAUGGAAAUUUCCGACUCAUAUCAUAUCGUGUCAGCUCACAAAAUCUAGUGGCAAUACCGGUGUAUGUGAAACAUAGCAUCAGCUUUAAGGAGAACAGUUCUUGCGGUAGAUUUGAUAUUACAAUUGGACCAAAGCAGAAUAUGGGAAAAACUAUUGAAGGAAUCACAGUAACAGUUCACAUGCCAAAAGUUGUGCUGAAUAUGAACCUGACACCAACACAAGGCAGCUAUACAUUUGAUCCAGUUACCAAGGUACUAACAUGGGAUGUGGGAAAAAUUACUCCACAAAAGCUCCCAAGUCUUAAAGGACUAGUAAAUUUACAGUCUGGAGCACCCAAGCCAGAAGAGAAUCCGAGUCUCAACAUACAGUUCAAGAUCCAGCAGCUUGCUAUUUCUGGCUUAAAAGUAAACCGCUUGGACAUGUAUGGGGAGAAAUAUAAGCCAUUUAAAGGAGUCAAAUAUGUCACGAAAGCUGGAAAGUUCCAAGUGAGAACAUGAGAAGAGGCCAAAAUUCCUCAAGAUCUGUUUGUUUUCCUAGUGUCAUUAUAGUUUAUUACUGUUAGGUACCAAGUGGGUGGGAAUACAUAUUCUAGUCCAAGCAUUCCUGUUGAGCUACACACAGCUACCGAGGUUGCUUAGUAAUCAGCGUAGGAUUCUGAAGAGCUUUAAGCUAAGGAAACUUUGAAUGACUUAGCUUAUUUUGUAUCUUUUCAGUUAGGAAGAUUCUGGAGGUGAUUGCCUCCAUAGGGGGGCAUCAGCUGGAGGCUGCACAUUGUAACAGUAAAAGGCAAAGGCUACAGUGAUGACUCUCCCCUAAAACAAGUGACCUGGUCUGAGCAGGAGCUGUCUUCAUCUGUAAUAUGAUGUAUCAAGUGCAGCCAAAUGUCACACCUGUCCCGAAUCAGCAUCUGUCCCAGCAGAGGAAGUUCCCCCCACCCCAAGAAGUUUACAAAAAACUGCCUCUUCAAGUGUUUGCCUUAUUCAGCUUUUCACUUGUGCCAUUAAGCAAGCACUGUAGCAAAAGCCACUUCCACUGGCCCUGGCAGGGAGCCCCACUGCUCCAGGCUCCAUUCUCAACUGUACUUGGUCUUGUAUUUUUUAUAAAUAAGAUUUUUAUGUAGAGCUCAGAUUUUGAUUUAUAGGGACCUUGCUGCAGGAAGUACCAUCUCAGUUUUGUGCCACUAGUUCAGCUGUUAGAUAGCAUAGCAAAAAUUAUUUCUAUCAAAGGGGCGAAUGCUUUAUUAAGGCAAUAAAAGGGAACACUACUUCUGCUUUUAGGAAGUUAUUGCAAGCACAAGCAUUUGAGAUUUGAAGCAAAUUAAAGCGUAAAGGAGAAACUUAACUUUGCCACCUUCAUGUUUUAUAAAGCUUAUCAACACCCCUUAAACCAUUGUUAGCCUAAAGGCCUCAAGCCGUAGUUCAGCAAAAGAAAGAAAAUGUGCCUGCUUCACUGUCGUCACUUUUUGUUAAUCUUUUAUCUUUUUUAUUGUUGUUCUUAAGGUCUUGAAAUUACCUGCAUCCCUUGUCUUCAGGGGGAGCUCCCUCUUCAUAUAGUGUGUGCUUUCCAAGGCUACAGUGGUUAAGUUCCUUCCUGAAGCUGUUGUCAUAAUUGUUACUUGAAUGUCUCUACUGUACUGACAGAGUACUUGAAGUACACGAUAUUGAGGCAGUAACAAGAUCCUCAGUAACAUUGAUGAAACCAUAUUGUCUUGGUUGGCAAGCCAGUCUAGAGUUGUAUCAUUUCACUCAACUUCACUGGCUUUGAAGUCCUUGCCCAGUCAUUUUGCCUUAUUAGACCUAAAGAAUGGAGAAAGGCUGAGAGAUACAAGUACUUGUUCUUGAUGGUUCCCACUUGUUCUUGCUUAUGCUUUAGUUUUCCUCUCCUUGUUCCUCUAUUCUUUUCAUUCCUCUCGGCUUAUAAUUCCCUUUUCCAUAACCUGCUAACAAUGGCCCUUAAAUUCAUCCCAUUCUGCUGUCAAGGGCUAGUGGUCGAUGCUGCUACAGAGACCCCACCAGACAGCAGCCUUCUUACCUUUGCCUGCCUAGGGAUUCCAGCCUGCCUUUCAUCUAAUGGGAAAUGGCACUUUUUGCAAAUAUGAAAUUUCUUGGGUAACCAAUAUCAGCUUGGCAGCUAAAAUCAAGAUGUUGCCAAAUAUUUAUUCCCUUUGCCUAACAUUGAUUACCCGGUCCAAUUGCUUUUAUUUUUAAUGUCCUGUCUCAAAAGAACAAUCAGUACAUUUGUUUUUCUUUCUGCAGAAUCCCUAAUCUCAACCAUGUAUAUCUGGACUGUCCAGUUUUCUUUCUGUGCUAUCUUCUCUUAUAUAUAAAUAAGCAGAUUAUAUGCAAAGAGUUCCUUGUCUCUAGCAAUUUCUGCUAAAACUCCAAGUAGAUUGUUUCCUUUUACAAUUAAAUUAUUGUAUUUAUUAAUUUGAAUCCAGUAAAUCCUUUCUCCAAUCUGGCUAUACUGUCAAUAAAAAGAUGAGAGCAACGA